Messenger RNA from Strongyloides ratti, 1542 nucleotides. RefSeq lists its product as hypothetical. The record is from RefSeq and is a predicted model, not a curated record. NCBI's taxonomy places the organism in Eukaryota, Metazoa, Nematoda, Chromadorea, Rhabditida, Strongyloididae. The transcript is spliced from 2 exons. Bases 1 to 1542 code for a protein of 513 amino acids.
AUGGAAGAAACUGGAAUGAGUAAUAAUUUAUUUUUGGAAAAAAUUCUUGAUGUUGGAUUAAUAUUUCAUAAAUUAAAAAAUGAAUAUCUUUCAUCUGCAGAUGUCUUUAAUCUUUGUUUGACAUCACCUACUGUUAGUAAUAUCAUUUCGGAUUACUCUACAAAAAUGUAUAUUGGUAUUGAAUGUGAUUAUGAUAGUUAUUCAUUUAACAAUUCUACUAUGAGUGGGCCAUAUCCAUUUUUUAUACGCACCGAAGAUGUUGGUAGAGAAAAAAAUACUUUUAAAUUUGUUUUUGAACAACCAAAAAAAACAUUGUAUAUUGAAUUAGGAAUGUAUGAAAAUGAAACGGAUAUCACAAAUAAAAUUCAAGAUUACUCUGAAUGGUUUAUAGAUCCAACCUAUAAAGCUAUUCAAUUUACCAGUUGUAGAAUUGAAAAAUUUGAACAAUUUAUGAAAAUUUUAUGUUCUUCUGAGUCUUCAUCAAUUACAACACUUGAGGCAUUUCCUCUUUUCCAUGUUAUUGAGUAUUACCUUAAGUUAAAUGAAUCAUAUACUGUUGAGUUGGAACGUUUUACUUCAUUGUGUAGAAUAGAAUAUGAAAUGGAUGGUGUAGCAGGAGUAACAAUUUUUGAUGAAAGAAUUGCUAAUGCUCUUGUUUAUGGUCUUAGAAAUAGACCUGGUGCUAGUAUUAAUUUAAAUUGGCGUUUACCUCAUCGAGAGAUUCAUCUUAUAGAGGAAGGUCAUAGAAUUGUAAAUUUAUUUGAAUUAAUUUUUUCUAAAUGUGUCACUUACGGUAUCUCUGUUUCAUUGGCAAUAAAUGUAAAUAUUCUUAAAAUGAUUGUUGAAGCUUAUCACAUACAUCCAGUAAAUAUUAUCUCACUUAAACUUUAUAAUUAUACAGAAAAUAAUCCAGCUGUUGUGGAAUAUUUAACUGGUACAGAGGAAUUUUUUCCAAGUGUAAAAUUAUUUACAAUAAAUUUCUCCUGUCCAUGUUUUAAAGGGUUAAAAUAUGUUGGCCUUGAAGCUUUUAAAAAGAUGAAAUCUGUCGAAACGUUGACGAUUAACUUUUGUAAAAUUCAUGGAAUAUCUGAAAGAAGUGCUAAUAUUGUGAAUAAUAUUCCAACUGGUGUUAGAUACCUGUUUCUAAAUAAUUUUUCACGUUACAGUCAGGCUAUCUUUGAAUGCUUAUCAGCAGAAUGUCCAAAUUUAAAAGCUUUAAUUAUAGAUAGUAGUAAAAUGGAUAUAAAAUACAUUGGUACAUCAUCUUACUUUACAUCAUUUACAAAAUUAAAUGCCCUGCGCCAUGACUGUUUACGGCAAAUUGUUACCUACCCAACUUCUUUAAAGAUUCUCGUAAUUAGAUGCAAUCUUGAUAGUCAAAAUUGUUUUUGUGGUACUUUUAUUCAAGAUAAUUUAUUUUUCCGACAUCAUACUGUCUUUGUUAUUGGUGAGUAUUACAAAAUUCAUUUUUAUCAUAAUGAUUUUAAACAUCUUAUGGAUUAUUUGAAAUUUGAUUCGGAACUUAUUUUAACACGUCUUUAA